Molecule: messenger RNA, 1358 nt
Organism: Dinoponera quadriceps
Lineage: Eukaryota; Metazoa; Arthropoda; Insecta; Hymenoptera; Formicidae
Gene: Arp10
Product: actin-related protein 10
Exons: 5
Coding region: 143-1273 (376 amino acids)
Biological process (GO): retrograde axonal transport of mitochondrion
Source: RefSeq, a predicted model, not a curated record
UUUUGGAAAUUAGUUUCAAAGCUCUCCUGCAGUCGAGCGAAGAACACGGAGACAUAUUUUUCUACCUGUCAAACAUUUCGUUUGUUAAUACAUCGCCGAGCGUAACUGAAAACGCAAAGGAAAACGUAAAACAAACACGAAAAUGCUUCGCGGAUACGAAGGUGUGAGAUAUAUCACGGAUAAACAAAUGGUAGUGUUCGACAUUGGUGGUGCGUACACCAAGUUCGGCUAUGCGGGAGAGACGUCUCCACGCGGUAUUAUACGAACGGAGGUGAGAUGUCCGGAAUCCAAAAAGAUACGCAGAAUUAUCGAUCACAUCGACGUUGAGGACUUGUAUCAGCUUCUCGUGGAAUUUCUUCAUCUAUUGUUCUUCAAAUAUGUUGUGGUAAGUCCGAAAGAUGCAAGAAUACUAAUAUUGGAGUCACCAUUGGCAGCAACAAGAUUCAGAGACACUCUGGCUAAAGUGAUGUUCAGACACUUUGAGGUUGGUUCUAUAUUAUUCUUACCGAGUCAUCUGGCAACUAUCAGCACUCUUGGUAUCGAUACAGCUUUGGUAUUGGAUGUUGGGUACCAAGAAGCUACUUUAAUCCCGAUCUUCGAGGGAAUACCGAUACUUAAGGCUUGGCAGGCAUUGCCUUUGGGUGGACAAGUUGUGCACGACAACAUAAAGAAGUACUUUAACGACGUAUCGACUGAUCUGGAUUUCCCUGAAAAAGUACUGGAAGAUAUUAAGGUACGAACAUGUUUUGUAACUACACUUGAGAGGUCUACGAAACUAGGAACGAAAGAUGCCCCUGCUCCACCCCCCACUGUCAAGUAUCCUGGCGUUAAAAGUAUCUCGGUGCCUGGGGAAAUCAGAGAGAAAGCGUUCGAAAUACUAUGGGAGAGGGACAAUGAUAAUCUCUCCUUACCAACCAUGAUACUCGAUGCCAUCGUCAAGUGCUCUUUGGACACGAGAUGCGCCUUGGCAGAAAAUAUCGUACUCGUCGGUGGGACGACAAUGGCGAAAGGUUUCGCGAGUCGCCUGAAGUCGGAGUUGCUGACGUUAGUCAAGAGCGAUCUGUACAAAAACAAGUUGAAAGUGGAAUCGUUCAAAUUCCACAAAGCGCCCAGCAAACCGAACUACACCGCAUGGUUAGGCGGUGCUAUAUUCGGCACGACGGAUUUGCCGUUGCGAUGCCUAACGAAGGAGAUGUAUCUGAAAACGAACAGAGUGCCCGAUUGGUCGAAUCUCGUGGACAACCAGAAGGACGAGACAUCGUACGAAGUGUGAGACCGCCUCACGAGACAACCCCGAGAUUUUGUAAUCUAAUUUGUAUAGAAAGCGAAGAUAAAUGAUUUUAUUUAUUAUCUCUCAA